Messenger RNA from Sapajus apella (tufted capuchin), 1009 nucleotides. RefSeq names its product olfactory receptor 10A6. Gene Ontology annotation, biological process: G protein-coupled receptor signaling pathway. The record is from RefSeq and is a predicted model, not a curated record. Bases 47 to 1009 code for a protein of 320 amino acids. The transcript has a single exon. Gene Ontology annotation, molecular function: G protein-coupled receptor activity; olfactory receptor activity. Lineage: Eukaryota; Metazoa; Chordata; Mammalia; Primates; Cebidae. Gene Ontology annotation, cellular component: membrane.
GGACUGUGGCUUUAUUCUUUGUAUACUAUGUUCAUAAAAUCAAUGUAUGACUUCACUACUGAAAAUGAAAAGACAAAAUCAAAGCUCUGUGGUUGAAUUCAUUCUCUUGGGCUUUUCUAACUUUCCUGAGCUCCAGGGGCAGCUCUUUGGGGUUUUCCUGAUUAUCUACCUGGUGACCCUGAUGGGAAAUGCCAUCAUUACAGUCAUCAUCUCCCUGGACCACAGCCUCCACGUUCCCAUGUACCUGUUUCUCCUGAACUUAUCUGUGGUGGACCUGAGUUUCAGUGCAGUCAUUAUGCCUGAAAUGCUGGUGGUCCUCUCUACUGAGAAAACCAUGAUUUCUUUUGUGGGCUGUUUUGCACAGAUGUAUUUCAUCCUUCUUUUUGGUGGGGCUGAAUGUUUUCUCCUGGGAGCAAUGGCUUAUGACCGAUUUGCUGCAAUUUGCCAUCCUCUCAACUACCCAAUGAUUAUGAAUAAAAGAGUUUUUAUGAAAUUAGUUGUAUUUUCAUGGGCCUUAGGUUUUAUGUUAGGUACUGUACAAACAUCAUGGGUAUCUAGUUUUCCCUUUUGUGGCCUUAAUGAAAUCAACCACAUAUCUUGUGAAACCCCAGCAGUGUUAGAACUUGCAUGUGCAGACACGUUUUUGUUUGAAAUCUAUGCAUUCACAGGCACCUUUUUGAUUAUUUUGGUUCCUUUCUUGUUGAUCCUCUUGUCUUACAUUCGAGUCCUGUUUGCCAUCCUGAAGAUGCCCUCAACUAUUGGGAGACAAAAGGCCUUUUCCACCUGUGCCUCUCACCUCACAUCUGUGACCCUCUUCUAUGGCACAGCCAGUAUGACUUAUUUACAACCCAAAUCCGGCUACUCACCAGAAACCAAGAAACUGAUGUCACUGUCAUACUCACUUCUGACACCUCUGCUGAAUCCGCUUAUCUACAGCUUGCGAAAUAGUGAGAUGAAGAGGGCUUUGAUGAAGUUAUGGCGAAGGCGAGUGGUUUUACACACGGUCUGA